AGAUUAUUAUCGAAGUAUGAGCAGCAUGUUGCUUGUAAUAGACGAUGACCACGCGAGAGAUGAAACCUCUUGCCGUGGGUUCAUCCUGAAAUCUGACGAUUGGAUUCUUGCACAAGCCCCGUUCCCUCGGAUUUGGUGCUGGUCUGGUCUCGCCGGCGAUGAUAAUCUUCCUGAAACCUCUUCGAACUUCACCAUCGUACGAAGGGGAGCCUCGUUAUCUGCCGGUCACGAUCGCAUUUAAAGGACGUGCUGUGAUGUGUGCUUCAGCUACGAGUUGAGUUCCUUUUGCUGUGUCGGUCACCUGAGUCGAGCAAUGUCCGUCGUGGCUUAACUCCUGAGCUCCACCCGCUCCUGCCUUUUUUUUCCCUUCUAUCUUAGCUGCUAGCAACUUUUUUCGCGUCGAACUUUCGACACCUUUGGGCGUGUCGCCUACCCAUCGCGAUCAUGGGUCUAGGAGUACUGGAUGUGAAGAACGAGCCUGUUCCCGGAACCUCCAAUAUCUACGAACAAGCCGACGAUCGGAGCGACCACGCCGAUACUACGGGGCUGAAACAUGACUGGACGACCAAGGAACCGACGAUUCUCGUUCCCCAGCCGAGUGACGACCCCAACGACCCGUUGAACUGGCCAUUAUGGAGACGCGAUCUUAUUCUCGCGAUCUUGUCUUUCGUGACGGUGCUCUGCACCACGCUGAGCUCCAUUCUGGCUGCAAACACCGUCAAGAUCGCAGACGUCCAGCAGAUCACUUACGUCGAUGCAGCCUUGCUCACCGGGUACCACCUUUGCGGUGUAGGUGUAGCUGGAAUCCUCAUUGUGCCCACGGCUCGAGUCUGGGGUAAACGGCAUCUAUUUUUGCUCGGACACAUCCUAAUGAUUGUGAGCUGUAUCUGGGGUGGCGCCAGUGGUACGAAUCACAAGAGUCUGCUGUGGGCCCGAAUCUUCCAGGGAGUUGCUCUAGCCCCAUUCGAGGGAUUAGUGAAUGCCUGUGUCGGAGAUCUUUACUUCGUUCAUGAACGAGGCAAGCGCAUGGCAGUGUCCAAUGUCGCUCUCUUCGGCGCUGCAUUCUUGACACCCGUCAUUGUCGGAAAGAUGACGGUGACCAUUGGCUGGCAGUGGUCGUUUUACUUUGUGGCCAUCUUUUUGGCUGCUUCGCUGCCUUUGAUGAUAUUCUUCGUGCCUGAAACGGCAUACCGGCGAUCUGACAAGCUCAAUACCGAUUUCAAACACAAAUCAGGACAUAGCGAGUCUACCGAGUCCCAUUUAGCCCUCCAUGACCCUGUCAACGAUGAAUCCAAGAGCUUUGUCCCGGAGACUGGAGCUGUACAAGGUGCUUCACGAACGGAGGUCACGGCAACGCCCAUUCCAGAGAAGGAUUCAUUCCUCAAGUCGCUUCGACCUUUCACCGGACGAAAGACGGAUGAAAAAUUCUGGAAGUUGCUGCUUCGUCCAUUUCCUUUGUUCCUACAUCCCGGUAUUCUUUGGGCUUGCUUGAUUCAAGGUGUAGUUAUUGGAUGGGCUGUCUUUAUCGGUGUCAUCCUCGCCCUUGUCUUCGAAGGUCCACCUCUUUGGUUCCACGAGGACCAAAUAGGUUACCUAUACAGUGGUGCGUUUAUCGGAUCCAUGAUUGGUCUGAUCCUUGCAGGUGUCUUGACAGAUUCCAUGACCAAGUUCAUGGUGAAAAUGAAUCACGGCAAAUAUGAGCCAGAGUUCCGCAUUCUACUGGUUGUCUUCCAGUUGAUCUUUGCAUGCAUGGGUCUCUAUGGCUUUGGAUGGACGGCUGGCAAUAUUAUGAAGUAUCACUGGCUGCUUCCAGAUGUAUUCUUUGCGUUCGUGAUUAUUGGGAUGGUGAUGGGAGCAGUCGCUGCAUCGCUCUAUAUUGUCGAUGCUCAUCGUCAAAUUGCGAUCGAGGCGUUUACUUGUCUGCUUAUUUUCAAGAAUAUGUUCAGUUUCGUCCUGACAUUCUUUGCUUAUGAUUGGAUGGCCUAUGGAGGUGUGAAGCACACCAUGAUCAUUCUCGGCAGCAUUCAAGUGGGUAUCUGCUGCUUAAGUAUUCCUAUGUAUGUUUUCGGCAAGUGGAACCGGUCUUUCUUUGCGCGCCAUGAUAUCCUCGAAAUUCUUCAUCUCUGGUAAAGGCAAGGGAAGCAAGCUUUUGUUACGAUUAUGAUGGAGCCUUAUGAAGCUACAAACAUAUAAUAAAUUAGCAGUUGUUAUGAGUUAUAGAAUAUAUCCAGCGUCAUGUCAAUUGUACAAUGUAUAUCGUGGCCUGCCAUCAAUCCAAAGAUUCCAUUCCCCCCAAAAGGUCCAUGCAUAUUUACACGUCGCUCUGUAUCGAUGCAUCAUCACCGCGUUUCUUCUCUACCGGAUAUUUUUCCAGACUCUCAUACCACUGUAUCGUCGAUCCAAUCAUGAAUGCCCAUGAGCCCCAAAAAGUCGCCAGUGUAGCUUGAUACUCUACACCCGAAGCAUUACUCGCUGGUCCCAGUGCACCGCAGAGAGUGAAACCAAUGCCACCGAUGAAGUUCCAGACUCCAAUAUACCAGCCGAGCACAUGGAAAGCCGGUCGAUACCACUUUUCUUGCGUCUCGAGGGUGAACAGCAAUCCGCUGAGAAUAAAGCCAGUGCCACCGACUAUCUGAGGGACCCAGUAAACGCCAUUCGUCACUCGCUGACUCAUAUGAUCGAUGAUACCUGGGAGACCAGUGAAACCAGCGAUCCAGAAAAUCGUAGCGGCGAGGAACUGGACCAAAGAGGCCAGGAAGCCAAGCUCAUGGAAAUAAUGUGUCCGCAACUCGGUCCAAGAUGGCCACCAGCGAAAUGACCUGCCAUCCGAGGACGAAGUCGUAUAGCCAUUGGAAAGACCACGAGACAGCUGAUGAGACGAGUGUCUCCCAACCCCCACAAGAUUCCUCCUAUUCACAUGGUGAUGCCGACACUCAUUCUCGCUAGGCUUCACCUUGGUCACACUCCGAUCCGCAUGAUUCUUCUCAACCUUACUCAACUCCGUCUCCAACGCCCACCCAAAACAACCAGUCUGAUUGGCAUUCACAGCCUCAAGCAACAAAAACACACUCCCAAUUUCGAACACCGUCGCUCCGAUAAAUGCGCUGAUUCCCCCACCCAGCAAAAUCUCGCCCGAGAACUCCGUCCCGGGAUCAGCGAGUGGUAACCACACGAAAAAGGCGUUGAUGAUCCAAAUCACCGAUCCAAGCGUAAAGGUCACAGCAACGAGCCAUGAUACAUCCCAGAUAGGCGCGCAAGUCGCCAUCCGCAGGAUUCCCCGAGCGACAGCUCGAAACGUCGUCGUCGGCGGCGGGACAAUGUACCCCGUACCUUUCGUCGGAGCGCGAUAGUCAACUUUCAACGCAUGCCGUCCCUUGCGAUUAUCGCGCGAGCGCCAGAGGUGCUCGACCGAGCGUGCCUCCUUCGGUGUUGUGGGUGCGCUCGUGUCUGGGGUUUGUGGUUGCUGUUCCUCUUCCUGUGCCGGGGUUCCGGGCUUGGUUUGACCAGGGGCUGGGGUUGGCGCGUACCGCGCCCAGGUGGGAUUUAGGAAUGAGAAUGGACCCGAGACAUGGCUGCGGCGGAGGGUGAGACUUGGAUGGUCGGAUAGGGGCUCGCGCCCCGGUCGGAAUUGUUUGUUGCGGCCCAUGGAUGUCGCCGGAUUGGGGUGGAAAGAGAGACGGAGUGUUGAGUAAGGAAGGAUAGUGGAGGAUAUCGUGAGGUCGGG
Molecule: messenger RNA, 3724 nt
Organism: Penicillium brasilianum
Lineage: Eukaryota; Fungi; Ascomycota; Eurotiomycetes; Eurotiales; Aspergillaceae
Source: the annotation of a GenBank genome assembly